Arvicanthis niloticus (Nile rat) is the source of this 2135-nucleotide messenger RNA. RefSeq names its product enolase 4 (gene Eno4). Lineage: Eukaryota; Metazoa; Chordata; Mammalia; Rodentia; Muridae. Gene Ontology annotation, biological process: glycolytic process. Gene Ontology annotation, molecular function: phosphopyruvate hydratase activity; magnesium ion binding. Gene Ontology annotation, cellular component: phosphopyruvate hydratase complex. The record is from RefSeq and is a predicted model, not a curated record.
GGAAGCCUCGCGAGAUCUAGGGGUCGUGAUCUCGUUGCGUUGCCUAGCGACAAAAGGACGCUGACGGGCCCCCUGACGAAACCCCGCAGUAGCCCUAAGUCUCCUACCAUGGGGGACGAAGGCGGCAGCCGCAGAGGCGGGAUCACUAGGGACCUGCAGAAGCUGAAGCAGCAGGCGAUGGCGUACUACCAGGAGAACGACGUCCCGCGCAAGCUGGAAGAGCUGCUCAACUCCACCUUCUACCUCCAGCCUGCGGACGUCUACGGGCACCUGGCAAACUACUUUUCUAAACUUGCAAAGCCUCCCUCCAUAUGUAAAAUAGUGGGGAAACCCAUACUGGAUGGACUGGGACUUCCUACUCUACAGGUGGAAAUCUCCUGCAUCAUUCAAAAUUUCCCCAAGUACAUCUGUUCCGUGGCGAUACCUACUCACUUUGAAAUCGUGGAGAAUGCUUUGCCAGAGGUGUUGGACGCAGAGGAGGCAGAAAGGGACCAGGCAGUGAACACAGCUGUACAGUGGAUCAAUCUGUCCAUCACAGAGGAGCUGUGGGGUCUGGUUCCCUCCAACCAGGCAGAGGUGGACCACAGGCUCAGGAUCUUCUUUGAACACAAAGUACAAGAAGAUAAAGAGAGAAAAGAAUUGGAAAGGAGCCAGGAGGAGCCAGUUCUUGCACCUCCACCAGUAAUUCCACCACCACCUCCCCCACCUCCCUCCAAGAAGAAAGGGCAGAAGGCAGGACGGAGGGACACUCUUUUGGAGAAACCUGUUUUACCCCCAGAGCCCCCAGAACCAGUCCUCCAUGGCAGCAUGGCCAUUGGAGCUGUGUCCCUGGCGGUCGCCAAAGCCAGCGCGACCUUGGCCAGCACUCCUCUCUACUUAACCCUUGCGUUACUGAAGCACGACCAGGAGCAGCCGUCAACAUUCACUAUGCCUUUGCUGAUGGGAUCUGUACUGAGCUGUGGGAAGUCAUCACCUGGGAAGCUACAGUUAAUGAAAGAAGUGAUUUGUAUUCCCAGUCCUGGAUUAACAACCAAACAAGGUAUCGAGUUGCUUCUGGAAAUUCAGAAACAAGUUAACAGAGCAAUGGAGACGCUCCAACCUCCAAAACCAGAGACCAAAAAAGGGCAUAAUGGAGGCAAAAGAGCUCAGCCUCCAAUCACUGGCAAGGUGUCUCAUCUUGGCUGUUUAACCAUCAACUACGACACUGUAGAACAGCCACUGCUGCUUAUUCAGGGAAUCUGUUCAAACCUGGGGUUGGAACUGGGAGUGAACGUCCAUCUUGCCAUCAACUGCGCUGGGCAUGAGUUGAUGGAUUAUAGUAAAGGGAAGUAUGAAGUAAUGGUGGGCACACAGAAAAGCGCAGCCGAGAUGGUGGAGCUCUACGUGGACCUGAUCAACAAGUAUCCUUUCAUAAUUGCCUUAAUUGAUCCUUUCAGGAAGGAGGACUCUGAGCAGUGGGACAGCCUCUAUGCCGCUCUGGCUUCCAGGUGCUACAUAAUUGCAGGCGCCGCUUCCAGAAGCGUCUCUAAACUCCUAGAAUACAGAAAUAUAAGCACCCUGAAAUUCCAUGGGCUGAUCAUAAAACACACAAACCAAACCACAAUGUCUGACUUGGUGGAAAUAACCCAUCUUCUCAACGGUAAGAAGCACCUUGCUGUCUUUGGAAGCACGGACUCAGAGUCCUCUGAUGACAGCCUUGUCGAUUUGGCAGUUGGACUUGGUGCCCGGUUUAUCAAGUUGGGGGGUCUUUCUCGGGGUGAACGGAUGACCAAAUACAACCGCCUUCUUGCUAUAGAGGAAGAGCUCGUCCAGAGUGGAGCCUGGGGUUUCAGUGAAGAACACAAUUUUUCUUUCUUUCAAGAGGAUGCUACUGCCACAAUGGCUGAGGAAACUCUUGGGCCCCUGGACUCCAUCUUCCCCACAGAGGUUGUAGAGGAAUCAGCUAAAGCAUGAGCCCCAUGGGGCUGGACUCCCAAGGGCACAGUUACUCUACAAGUGUGGGCUAGCUCCUGUGAAGUACCUCCAUGGUGGUUCUGUUCUUAACUCCGCCCAUAUAUGCAAACGAGUGUAACUCCACCUACAUAUGCAAACGAGUGUAACUCCACCUACAUAUGCAAACGAGUAUAAUUACCAAC